GACAAUCAUUGUUUGCAGGUGGCGACAGGGAAGAGGCCAGUGACCUGCUCGAUGCCUCGUACCAGAGCAGGGAUCAGCUGAAUUGGGAAUCUCCCGUUUUAAGAUCAGGAUGUGCUUGUGCCUUGCCCUGGGUUCCAGUCCUGACAAAUGACAGCUGUGGAAUACACUUAGCAUGGUACCUUUGUUUAAAAGCUUCCCCAGGCAGAGAUUGUUGCUGGGUGCCAGGUUUGCAUGAUGGGCAUUUAAUUUCUUAAUCAGCAAUGAGAUAAAUUCUUCGGCUUUAUUUUCAAAACAAUGAGAUCAUCGGUUUCUGGAAUGUCAGGGUAUGAAAAUAUACAGAAUUUGGUAACAAAAAUCAGCAUGAGUUUCUCUUUAGAAUCAGACAGAAAUUCUUUCAACCUUAAUAAGAAAUGUCUGCCAGUUUUGAAUUGAAAUAAAAGGACAAGUAACUUGAAAGUAGUCAGUAUCUGCCAAAAUUAAAUGUUUGUUUUUCAUUUGAAGAAAAGACUGCCAGCAAAAGCAAGUAAAUCUGCAAAGGAAUAAUUCUACACAGAUUUUGUAUCAGCUGCUUUCAUGAGGUUGUCUUUAACAUUAAAUCCUAUCUUUCUUUAAACAGAGGCUGUGUCGUAUCAGUAAAAGAGGUAUACUAAAGGAUUUCAGUUUGGUUGUAGGCCACAUGGUAAGUGUUGGUCUGUUUUAACAGGAGAAAAUGAUGCAAUGUUGAAUUUGAAAUUGUUUGCUAGCAAAACUGAAAAGUUCUUGAAAUCAUACUGUAAAACUCCAGCUAACAUUUUAAAAAUUAUGUUGGUUUCUGUCUUAAAUAGAAUGCAAACUACUGAACUUACCUAAUGCCAAAACACCUUUUUCAUACCAAGAGAGGACUAAGAAUGCCUCUGAAAAUAUGGGAAAAAAUUAGCUCCUGGGAGAAAACAUGAAAGUUGCUGUAUUUUACUUGUUGGAAAGGAAAACUGAGGAUCUGGGAAUAUUUUGCAAGGAUGGUGUAGCUAGCUUCUGGGUAUCUGAAGCAGCCAUGGACACCAAGAAUCUCAGGAGUGUGUUUGGACAAGGAAAAUCUGAUCUGCAUGAAGGGGGAGUAUUUCCAGGGCACUGCCAUGCCAAAUUGAAGACAGCAUGUUCUCUGCCUGAUGAAAUUUGGGAUGAAAGACAGCAACCACAAUCCCCAAUCUCAUCUCAGAACUGCCAGAGGAGAACUGUAGAAACCACUUGGACUGCUGCAAAGUCUGGCCACAGGGAUGGGCAAGAUGCAUUCCCAUGGUUUGGAAUGGAUAUCGGUGGAACGUUGGUUAAACUGGUCUACUUUGAACCAAAGGACAUUACUGCAGAGGAGGAGCAGGAGGAGGUGGAAAACCUGAAAAGCAUUAGGAAAUACUUGACCUCCAAUACAGCCUAUGGUAAAACUGGCAUUCGCGAUGUCCACCUGGAACUGAAAAAUUUGACUAUGUGUGGACGCAAAGGAAACCUGCACUUCAUCCGCUUUCCCAGCUGCGCCAUGCACAGGUUCAUACAGAUGGGUAGUGAAAAGAACUUCUCCAGUUUGCACACUACACUCUGUGCCACGGGAGGUGGCGCUUACAAGUUUGAGGAAGACUUUAGAACGAUGGCUGAUCUACAGCUCUAUAAACUGGAUGAAUUGGACUGUUUGAUCCAGGGCCUCCUUUAUGUUGAUUCUGUUGGUUUCAAUGGCCAACCAGAGUGCUAUUAUUUUGAAAAUCCUACAGAUCCUGAACAGUGCCAGAAAAAGCCUUACUGCCUUGAUAAUCCGUAUCCUAUGCUGCUCGUUAACAUAGGCUCAGGGGUCAGCAUCCUAGCUGUGUAUUCUAAGGACAAUUACAAAAGAGUUACAGGAUCCAGCCUUGGAGGAGGAACAUUCCUGGGCCUGUGCUGUUUGCUCACUGGCUGCGAGACGUUUGAAGAAGCGCUGGAAAUGGCAGCGAAAGGAGACAGCACCAAUGUGGAUAAGCUGGUGAAGGAUAUUUAUGGAGGAGACUACGAGCGCUUUGGCCUUCAAGGAUCUGCGGUAGCGUCCAGCUUUGGUCAUAUGAUGAGUAAAGAAAAGAGAGAUUCCAUCAGUAAAGAGGACUUGGCCAGAGCUACUUUGGUCACCAUCACCAACAACAUAGGUUCUAUUGCUCGCAUGUGUGCAUUGAAUGAGAAUAUCGAUAAGGUGGUGUUUGUUGGCAACUUUCUCAGAAUUAAUAUGAUUUCUAUGAAGGUGCUAGCAUAUGCUAUGGAUUAUUGGUCCAAGGGACAGCUAAAAGCUCUGUUUUUGGAACAUGAGGGUUAUUUUGGAGCUGUUGGGGCUCUUCUAGAAAUGCUUAAAAUGACAGAUGAUCAGUGAUGAACCUGUCUGAAGAGAUUCCUACUGCAGAUGCUGCUGGGUAAGAGUGAAAGCCACUACAAGGAUGGAAAUGAAGCCAUUAUGGUAGUUCUACCUGCUGGAUUUGUAAAUAAUUUAAAAUCCUUUUAGCUGAUCUUUAAUUUCUGGGUUUUGACCUUAUACUUCAGAAUUCAUACUGGGAAUUACGAGAUUUUUUUUCUGUACACUGUAUUUUAUAGGGGGAAAAUGUGCAAAGUGGCCAAACAUACAGAUUUUAUGGAUUUAUUUUAAAAAAUGGAUACUGUUUAAUGUAGGACCUGUGAUAUGAGGCAUCUGCUUUUCUUCUGGGGUUUACUGAUUCGUGUGGUAAUUUUAACUUCAUUUAGUAAUCACUCUAGGAGAUUUUUUUAAUCUUAUUUUCAUGACGUUUCAUGAUUUGUUCUUGGUUUCAAAUGAAACUACAAAGCUGAUGCAUUUUACUGUGAAAACUAGUCAUUGAUUUUCUUGCCUUUCCUUUCCUCAUUAGAUGAGAUACUUUAACAUCUCUCUGCCUACCCCCCCCCCAAAAAAAAUUUUGCAAAUCAUUCUGUGGCUAAAUGCAUUUCUUCAAAGGACUGUGAGGAAGCUUCGUAAUAGCAGGGGGUUUAAGAUUGUAAUUUUUUGGUGGUUAUGAAUUACAACAGGAUGAUACUGCCAACUGGUUCUGCAGGGCUGAUUCUUCUUUAUAAUAAAAAAUUCUAAAGAGGUUGUGAACUAAAAUUUUAAUUAUUUAGUUGACACUAGAAUGAGAAUCUGUUUCUGAAUAAAACCUCUGAUCAACAUGAAGAGUUCUAUAGUAAAGAUGUUAUUCACACUUGGUAUUAGAUGGGAAAGGGAGAUUAUCUUCAGUUAUUUUUCUGUAGUCUGCAAGUUUUAACUUGUUCUUAAUUGAAAACAACUGAUAACAGCAUUUUUAAAAGCCUAAUUACUAAAAUUAGAAAAAUACUCACUAAAGUAUUUUCUGCUUUUAAACCAGUGUUAACUUCCUCUCCAGGACACUAAAAUUUGAGUGUUUAUUCCAAGACAGUAUUUUCCACCUUUUCGGACUUGUGAACCCCUCUAGAUUUGUUUGCCCAAGUUGAAUUGAGUUGCCCUUUGAAAUCCAUGUACUUAGGUUGCUGCAGAGCUUGUAUAAACUUGGUCUCCUCAGAUACCUUGAGGGCUCACAAAUGAGAGGCUGAAAAACAGUUCAUAAAUUAUUUUGUCCUUGCAGUAUAAUGUAAAUGACUCCUCAGAGGGACAGUAUAAAAUUCAGUAUAUUUUUGGAAGGGGGUAUAUUUCACUUUUUUAAGUCAUUAACUUACAUAUCUCCCAAAUGUUGAAAGAUGGUAAUAUUAACUGAAGUGUUAACUUGUGUGAUGGAAAUAAAGACCACUACUGUUUUGACAGUUUUAAUGUA
Molecule: messenger RNA, 3776 nt
Organism: Vidua macroura (Pin-tailed whydah)
Lineage: Eukaryota; Metazoa; Chordata; Aves; Passeriformes; Viduidae
Gene: PANK1
Product: pantothenate kinase 1
Exons: 10
Coding region: 932-2359 (475 amino acids)
Biological process (GO): coenzyme A biosynthetic process
Cellular component (GO): cytosol; nucleus
Molecular function (GO): ATP binding; pantothenate kinase activity
Source: RefSeq, a predicted model, not a curated record